Messenger RNA from Sclerotinia sclerotiorum 1980 UF-70, 1584 nucleotides. RefSeq lists its product as hypothetical. The coding region runs from base 1 to 1584 and encodes 527 amino acids. The record is from RefSeq and is a predicted model, not a curated record. Gene Ontology annotation, molecular function: aspartate kinase activity. NCBI's taxonomy places the organism in Eukaryota, Fungi, Ascomycota, Leotiomycetes, Helotiales, Sclerotiniaceae. The transcript has 5 exons. Gene Ontology annotation, biological process: amino acid biosynthetic process.
AUGACAACUGAAGUUCAGUGCAACGGGCAUGUCGAUGCUUCACCGUUAAUUUCCAAUUCUUUGAACCACAAUGACAGUCAUCGAAGCUGGGUAGUACAGAAGUUUGGUGGCACAAGUGUGGGCAAAUUCGCUGUGAAUAUUGCAGAAGAUAUUGUACGUGCAAGCUUGAAAGAUCAUAGAAUCGCAGUUGUCUGCUCCGCGAGGAGUACCGGAAAGAAGGUCGAGGGCACAACAAGUCGAUUAUUAGAGAUCCACGGUGUCCUUCAAGCAGUCAAUUCUUUGAAAGACACAGAUUCAGAACACUACCGGAGCUUGGCCAGCAAAUACGAAGGGCUGGUGGAUGUUAUCUGCGACGAUCACAUUGCGGCAGCGAAGUCACAUAUACAGGAUGAAGCUAUAGCCUCGAAGCUGGCAAAGGACAUUGAGACAGAGUGCAAGGAGAUACGAGAAUAUCGAUUAGCCGUUGAACGAUGGCACCUAGAGAUCGAUUCAAGAUCGAAGGAUCGUCUUGUCAGUUUUGGAGAGAAACUUAGCUGUAGAUUUGUCGCAGCUUUAUUACAAGAUAGGGGAGUUGAUGCCGAAUACCUAGACCUCUCAGACGCAAUACAUUUCAAGUCGCCGAAGGGAAUGAACUUAGAGUUUUACAGAGACGUGGCUGUGGCAAUAAAAGAGAAGAUAGACGCCUGUGAGGACAGAGUGCCUAUUAUUACUGGAUAUUUCGGAACUGUCCCAGGUGGUUUAAUGGACGGAGAAAUUGGACGAGGAUAUACGGAUCUUUGCGCGGCAUUAGUGGCUGUUGGAGUCGCAGCAGAAGAAUUGCAGGUAUGGAAAGAAGUUGAUGGUAUAUUUACUGCAGAUCCCUCGAAAGUGCCAACCGCGCGGCUUUUGUCCACUAUAACACCAUCCGAAGCAGCGGAAUUGACGUUCUAUGGUUCCGAGGUCAUCCAUCACUUGACUAUGGACCAAGUAAUUCGAGCGACCCCACCCAUCAGGAUCCGAAUUAAGAACGUUAAGAACCCGCGAGGAAAUGGCACAAUCAUUCUGCCUGAUCCUAUAUUAGAACCUUCACAGCAUACCCAUAGCAGAAGUCCAAGCCCUGCAAACUUAAGAAAGACGCCCAAGCGCCCUACAGCCGUUACUAUCAAGGACAAAAUAUCCGUCAUAAACGUACACUCAAACAAGAGAUCGAUUUCGCACGGGUUCUUCGCCAAGGUGUUUUCUAUACUGGAUAGUCGACAGAUAUCUGUUGAUCUUAUUUCUACCAGUGAGGUUCAUGUCUCUAUGGCCGUUCAUUCAGCGCACAUCGCCGCAGAAGAGAUGCAGCGGACCAAGGCGGAGCUCCAAGAGUGCGGCGAAGUAAGCAUCCUUAGUGAAAUGGCCAUUCUCAGUUUGGUAGGAUCGGAAAUGAAAAAUAUGGUUGGAAUUGCCGGCAAAAUGUUUUCUACCCUAGGAGAAAACAACGUCAAUAUCGAAAUGAUAUCUCAGGGGGCGAGUGAGAUCAACAUAUCUUGUGUCAUAGAUGCUUACGAAGCCACACGCGCGAUGAACAUAUUACAUACAAAUCUUUUCACAUUUUUAGAAUAG